Prunus avium (sweet cherry) is the source of this 858-nucleotide messenger RNA. RefSeq names its product BON1-associated protein 2-like. The record is from RefSeq and is a predicted model, not a curated record. Lineage: Eukaryota; Viridiplantae; Streptophyta; Magnoliopsida; Rosales; Rosaceae. Gene Ontology annotation, biological process: defense response.
UAAAAGCAUUACCCCACCACCCUAUUUCUCAUCACAAUAACAUUAACACAAGCAAUUCACCAAACACCUAACGUCCACUUUUCAUAACCAUGGCAACAACGUCCCGAAAGCUAGAAAUCACAGUCAUAUCCGCCGAGAACUUGCAAUUAGACCGAAAACCCAUAAAGAAAAACGCCUCUGCUACCGUCCGAGCCGAAAAGGACAGCCAGUUUCGCACCACGGACAUGGACACCGAAGGCGGCGCCUACCCCAAAUGGAACGAGAAGCUUGUGCUCGACUUGCCAUUGCAUGCGAGGUCCUUGACGGUGGAGAUUCAUUGCAAGACUUCUUACGGAGUCAGGACGAUCGGAACGGCAAAGAUUCCUGUGUCGGAUUUCGUGGGCGGGUUUGUGCCUGAGGGCUACCUGCAUUUUUUGAGUUACAGACUGAGAAAUAACAGGGGAGAGAGAAACGGGAUUGUUAAUAUUUCGGUGAGGAUGCAGGCGCCAGAGUUGCAAGCGUGUGCUACGACGUCGUCUCAUUCGAGCGUGGGAUUUCCAGUGGCAGUGGGAGAUAGCAGCUUUGGCGGCGGUGCCGUGGCGACUGGAGUUCCCGUUUGGUACGGGGCGUAUCCGAAAAAUUAUUGAAGAAAAAGGGUUUGAUUAGUUGGUUUAUUAGUCACAAAUCACCAAAAAAUUUGUGCGUAAAUAUUGGAGUAAACUUGUCGAACUACAAACUCCCAAUGUUCAUGAAAAUUUAUGCAACAAUUUAAUUCAUUGUUACUACUUACAUUCCCUGUUUUUUUAUGUUAUCCCAUGUGCUUAAACAAUCUUUGCAUCGUCUUUUGAAUGACAUCCACACUAAUCUUUGCAUUGUCAA